AUGGCAUCACGGCCUGGAUGUUGGGCAGGACACCACCCUGGGCGAUGGUCACGCCGGACAGGAGCUGGGGAUAAGAAAAAGCGCAGGAAGAGGAGGGAAUCCUACGCCAUUUACAUCUACAAGGUGCUAAAACAGGUCCACCCAGACACCGGUGUUUCCAGCAAGGCCAUGAGCAUUAUGAACUCUUUCGUCAAUGACAUCUUUGAAAGAAUCGCUGCCGAGGCCUCCCGUCUGGCUCACUACAACAAGCGAUCUACCAUCACCAGCAGAGAGGUCCAGACAGCUGUCCGUCUCCUUCUGCCCGGAGAAUUGGCCAAGCACGCUGUAUCCGAGGGAACCAAGGCCGUCACCAAGUACACAAGCAGUAAAUAAACUGCACACUUGCAGUCCACUCAAACAAAACGGCCCUUAUCAGGGCCACACAAAUUUUUCGAAAAGAUUCCUUCUCUACAGUGUUGAGAAACGAUGUGGUUGUUAACAGAAAUGUAUUAUAUUUUUAAUGAAAACUCGACUUAAUAAAUACAUAGAUUUUAUUUUCUCUAAGAGUGCAAAUUCUGUG
Molecule: messenger RNA, 559 nt
Organism: Saccostrea cuccullata (small rock oyster)
Lineage: Eukaryota; Metazoa; Mollusca; Bivalvia; Ostreida; Ostreidae
Product: late histone H2B.L4-like
Exons: 2
Coding region: 1-372 (123 amino acids)
Cellular component (GO): nucleosome
Molecular function (GO): structural constituent of chromatin; DNA binding; protein heterodimerization activity
Source: RefSeq, a predicted model, not a curated record